AUGGCACAUUCAUUGUUUUUUAGGAACCAUGGGGCAUUUGAUAAUGUAAUAUUUGAAUUUAUUUUCCAGAACUGGGGCAAUGUUUGGCCGGGACCAAGAUCUUUUCAUCCUUCGUCUGUGCCACUUCCAAUACGCCAAGGGUAUGUCCCUAAAGGCCAAGUACCACCUGGCAAAAAAGCUAAUGCAGAACUUAUGAAAAUACCCAACUUUCUGCAUCUCACCCCACCAGUUAUAAAAAUGCAGUGCGAAGCAAUCAAAAAAUUUUGCACAGAAUGGCCAAAAAUGUUAAAUUCAGAGCAAGCGAUUGAACAACAUUAUCCAGUUGAAGUUAUAACAUCUGAUUAUUGUCAUGCAAGUCCAACUAUUCGUAAUCCACUCGCACGAAUUGUGACAUUAAGAGUUAAAUUGUCAAGCUUGGAGUUAGAUAAGCAUGCGAAGGACAAGUUUUUGAGAUUAGUCGGUGAUCGUUAUGACAAAGAAACCGACUUGGUCACAUUCACAGCCGAUCGGUGCCCUAUGAGGAAACAGAAUUUGGACUAUGUCAACUACUUAUUGACAGCAACAUUUCAUGAGUCAUGGGCUGUUGAGGAUUGGGAGAAGCAGAAAAGCGAAGAAGAUAUGGAGUAUUACAAUUGGGAUAAUAAUAAGUCUAAGCGGAACCUUAUUGAUUGGUAUUUAAAAGUGAAAAACGAAGAUAGAUUAUUGACUGAUGAUGAAUAUAAAAGUUUUGAUGUGUCGGAGAUACCUCAUGCGAAUGAAUAUAAGGAAACAGUGUCAGAUUUGUUUAAUGUUGGUGAAAAUAAGGAAACACUGAGUAGAUAUGAUACUGUUGUAAGAAAACUCCUCGGUUUGCCGGAGAAGAAGUGUUAAUUAAUAAAUAUAGAACGAUAAUAAAUAUAGAACAAUA
This is a messenger RNA of Leptidea sinapis, 907 nucleotides long. RefSeq names its product 28S ribosomal protein S35, mitochondrial (gene mRpS35). Gene Ontology annotation, cellular component: mitochondrial small ribosomal subunit. Gene Ontology annotation, molecular function: structural constituent of ribosome. The transcript is spliced from 2 exons. Lineage: Eukaryota; Metazoa; Arthropoda; Insecta; Lepidoptera; Pieridae. The coding region runs from base 1 to 870 and encodes 289 amino acids. The record is from RefSeq and is a predicted model, not a curated record. Gene Ontology annotation, biological process: mitochondrial translation.